GAAGGAGGAGGAGGAGGAGGAGGAAGUGGUGGGCCAGCGGCGAUGGUGCUGCCCCGCCUGCUGCUCGCGACCCCGCGCCGGGCGGUCCUUGAGUCCGUGGAGGCUGCUCUCUGCGGUUUGAAGACAAUAAAGGGAAGUUGCCACAAUUUUUGUACUGUUGUUUCUAAAGAUGUCACUUACAAGGAGCUAAAAAGCUUGCUAAAUUCCAAAAACAUUAUGUUAAUUGAUGUUAGAGAGACAUGGGAAAUUCGUGAGUAUGGAAAAAUCCCUGGGUCUGUCAAUAUACCACUGGAUGAGGUAGGUGAAGCUCUUCAGAUGAACCCAAGAGACUUCAAAGAGAAGUACAAUGAAGUAAAGCCAUCCAAAUCUGACAAUCUAGUGUUUUCUUGUUUAGCUGGAGUAAGAAGCAAGAAGGCUCUGGACACAGCAAUAUCUUUGGGCUUUAACAGUGCUCAACAUUAUGCUGGAGGAUGGAAGGAAUGGGAAUCCUAUGAAUUUACAAAGAAACAAGGAAACUGAAUUUUGGAACACCAUUUGUAUGCAUGCAGCCUAGGAUAGUGGAAUGAACAAAAUAAAAAUCUAGUCUUGGCACCA
Messenger RNA from Lepus europaeus (European hare), 594 nucleotides. RefSeq names its product thiosulfate sulfurtransferase like domain containing 3 (gene TSTD3). Gene Ontology annotation, cellular component: mitochondrion. Gene Ontology annotation, molecular function: thiosulfate-cyanide sulfurtransferase activity. NCBI's taxonomy places the organism in Eukaryota, Metazoa, Chordata, Mammalia, Lagomorpha, Leporidae. The transcript has 4 exons. The coding region runs from base 43 to 519 and encodes 158 amino acids. The record is from RefSeq and is a predicted model, not a curated record.